This is a messenger RNA of Pipistrellus nathusii (Nathusius's pipistrelle), 1803 nucleotides long. The record is from the annotation of a GenBank genome assembly. Lineage: Eukaryota; Metazoa; Chordata; Mammalia; Chiroptera; Vespertilionidae.
AUGUCAUCGUUACCAACUUCAGAUGGAUUUAACCAUCCGACCCGUCCUUCAGGACAGAGUCCCGAGGUUGGUAAUCCCUCGGGUCUCGCUCACUCCGUCUCUGCUUCAGUCUGCCCCAUCAAGCCCAGUGACCCAGACAGCAUCGCACCGAACGCUGUGAAGGCCUCGAAGGCUACCCCUGAAUUCCAGAUACCCUCCGGAAAAAAAGAGCAUCUUCCUCUACAGGAUCUCUCUGGUCCUGCUUCUCCAGCGGACUGGAGUCCGGCCAUGCCCUGGCAGAAUUCACCCGAGGAAGCCACUGCCGCAGAUGAUCUGGAGCCAUCUCCUGCUGAAAGAAGCACCCAGAGCCUCAACUCCCCUCUCCACCCAACACAGGAAGUGUCUGUCACAGCGACUAGGAUGCAAGAACCGCAGAGGUUUCUAGGUGAAAAGGGUUGGCAUCCAGAAUGUCAGACUCUGAGUCAGGUGAAUGGCCUUCUGCAGCAGGAGGAACCAGGGGAUGGACAGCAUGAGGUUGUACAACAGAAUGUGCCACAUGACCGAGAACAUCUUUGUAACAAGGGGGACCUUGAACUUCUUGGAGAAAGGCAACAGAAUCAACCAAAAAGUGUGGAUAUGGAAGCUGCGAUGAAAGGAGACCGGCUGCGGCAGGAUGUGGACCUCCCAGCUGUACAGAACAGUCUACCCUCAGGGUGCUCUGACUGCUCCAAUUCAGAGACGCUUAUGGAAGUAGAUGUAGUUGAACAGCCCCCACGCCCUGUGCUUAGUUCGGCAGGCGAUCAGAAUGCCAUUGUCAAGAGCGUCAGUGCAUCUGAUCUCACCUUCGAUGAUCCCUUGAUGGAAAUGGAAACAUCAAAAUGCAACCCUUCAUCUGAAACCUUGAGUAGUUCCAUUUCUGCUCAGAAUUUACAGCGCCCAGAAAGCAGUGUGGAAAUGUCCGGAACAAAUGAAGACUGCGGGAAUUGCUGCCCCGCCGUAGGUCUCUGUGGCAGUUGUCAGCCCUCUGUGGAGUCAGCAGAGGAAUCUUGCUCCUCCAUCACAGCAGCCUUGAAGGAACUUCAAGGACUUCUGGGCACUAGUAGCAAACCAGCUUCAGAAAUCACAUCUGAAGAAGUUAUCUGUCAAUCAGAAACAGUAACCGAGGGCCAAACAAGUCUGGGGGUCCUUUCUGAAGGAUGGAUCCAGAGUGAACAGUGUUCACAGGUCUCCUUUCAUCAGGCCACAUCUGUGUCAGUAAAGACAGAGAAAUUAGUAGACACUUCAGCUGGCACCGGGAUGGAAGAUGUAGAAGAUGCUAACUUCAGGGGUCCAGCUGAUGGCCUAGUGGCUGACUCGGAAGGUGCCCCCCAGUCUACAGAAUCAGUAAAUGAGAGCAGUUCUGUCAUUCUAGCCUCAGCUAAUACGUCUAAUCAAUUACACUGCACCUUAGGUGUAGAAAUUUCACCAAAACUUCUAACAGGUGAGGAGGAGGCACUCAAGCAGACUUCAGAGCAAACGAAGUCCUUGUCAUCGGAGUUCAUGUUGCUUAAAGAUUUGGGUCCGGACACACAGAACCCGGUGACAGGUGGGCCUGAGACCAGAGAAGAUGUCUGUCCUGAAGCCGAAUUGGAGCUGCCUACCAGCUAUCCGUCAUCGGGUCCCUCCAUUCUCCCACCGUUACUUUUCCCUGCAGCAGACAUUGACCGGAUUCUCCAUGCCGGCUUUACCUUGCAGGAAGCUCUCGGGGCUUUGCAACAAGUUGGUGGAAACGCAGACCUUGCACUUCUUAUUUUGCUAGCAAAGAACAUUGUAGUUCCUACGUAA